AUGGAAUAUGAAGUCAAGAAAGGGAAAAAGGGCUUUGUGUCCCCCAUCCGGAGGCUGGUAUUCCCCAAGGCUGCGCGCCGGGCAGCCUGUCGGAGCAGUGUGAGCCGUCGUCCCCUGCACUCGAUGCCCCUCUAUCCCCCCGACUACCUCAUCGACCCUCAGAUUCUGCUCUGUGACUAUCUGGAGAAAGAGGUCAAGUUCCUGGGCCACCUCACCUGGGUCACCUCCUCCCUGAACCCUUCCAGCCGGGACGAGCUCCUGCAGCUGCUGGACACGGCCAGGCAGCUGAAGGAGCUGCCGCUGAAGACGACGGCGGAGCAGGACAGCAUCCUGAGCCUGUCGGCCCGCUGCCUGCUGCUCACCUGGCGCGACAACGAGGAGCUUAUCUUGCGUAUCCCCACGCACGAGAUUGCCGCCGCCUCCUACCUGCAGGACGACGCUCUGCACCUGCUGGUGCUGAAGACCGGUCUGGGCGUGGACCCGGUGCCAGCCGGUGUAGACGCCAGCCCCGGCGGGGCGGGGCGCGACCCGGGCCCGCCGGGCGUGGCGCCCGAGAAGCGGCGGGUGGGCACCACCGAGCGGCGCCACACCAUCUGCAGCCUGGACUGGCGGAUGGCGUGGGGCGGGGGCGCAGGCGCCGAGGCCCGGGCCGGGGGCGGCGGCGGCGGCGGCGGCAGCCUGGAGCGCCAGCGCGCCGGGGCGCGGGCGUCGGGCAGCUGGGAGCGGCGGCAGACGUUCAGCGGCAGCUGGGAGCGGCGGCACGCCGGCGGCGGCGGCGGCGCGGGCAAGCCAGGCGGCAGCUGGGAGCGGAGGCAGGCGGGCGGCGGCGGUGGCAGCUGGGAGCGGCGCCACCCGGGCCCCAACCCGCUCGACCCGCAGGACCCCAGCCCCGACGCCUACUGCAACCUGGUCAUUCUGGCUGUGGCCAACAGGGAUGCUGCCGAGGAGUCCUGUGCCCUCAUCUGUCAAGUCUUCCAGAUCAUCUACGGGGACCAGAGCAUCGAGUGCGUGGACCGGGCCGGCUACCACUACACAUCCACUCCUGAACGGCCGUGGCUGUGUAGCCGCAGUGAGAGCUGCCGCACCGACGGGACCUAUGCCUACGACGCCGACUUCAGCUGCUGCAGCUCCUUCAACAGCUCCCAGGACACGUUUGAAGCCUGUUACAGCGGCACGUCCACACCUUCUUUCCAUGGCUCCCACUGCAGCAGCAGCGACCACAGCGGCCUGGGCCUCGAGCAGUUACAGGAUUACAUGGUCACGUUGCGGACUAAGCUGGGGCCCCCAGAGAUCCAGCAGUUUGCGCUGCUGCUUCGGGAGUACCGGCUGGGGCUUCCCAUCCAGGACUACUGCGCGGGCCUGCUGAAGCUCUACGGAGACCGGCGCAAGUUCCUCCUGCUUGGGAUGAGGCCCUUCAUCCCGGACCAGGACAUCGGCUACUUCGAAGGCUUCCUGGAAGGCGUGGGCAUCCGCGAGGGCGGCAUCCUCACCGACAGCUUCGGCCGCAUCAAGCGCAGCAUGAGCUCCACGUCGGCGUCUGCGGUGCGCAGCUACGACGGCGCUCAGCGGCCGGAGGCGCAGGCCUUCCACCGGCUGCUGACAGACAUAACGCACGACAUCGAGGCGCUGGCCCCCGACGAUGACGAAAGCACGGACGAAGAGGCCCGGGACUCCGCGGGCGGGGGCGACGCGGCCGAGGACAACUACCUGAUCCCCUCCCCAGAACCCAACCUGGGGCUCCGCGCUCCGGGGCCGGGGGUGGGGGGUGGCGGAGCCGGGGUCUGUCCCUACCGGGCCCCCCAGCUCCGGUCCCUGCAGUACCGAGAAUGUCCUGCCGGGGACGGGACUCUAACCGGGGCUCAGCCGCUCCCUCUGCCGGCCGAGCGCCCCGGGACCCCGGGGACUGCCGAGCUGGGGGGGCGCUCGAGCUGCGAGGAUCCGGGCUGCCCGCCGGAAGAGGAGCGGGCGCCCAGGAUGGGGUGCGUGAAGUCCAAGUUCCUCCGGAACGGAGGCAAGGUCUCAAAAACCGAGCCCAACACCAACCCACACAACCCCGUGUAUGUGCCGGAUCCCACGUCCUCGGGCAAGCGGGUGAAUAAAGCCUCACCAUCCCAUGUGUCUCCCUUCCCAACAGGUUCUGAGGAUAUCAUUGUGGUUGCCCUGUAUGAUUAUGAUGCCAUUCACCAUGAAGACCUCAGUUUCCAAAAGGGGGACCAGAUGGUGGUCCUGGAGGAGUCUGGGGAGUGGUGGAGAGCGCGAUCUCUGGCCACCCGGAAAGAGGGCUACAUCCCAAGCAACUACGUCGCCCGUGUCAACUCUCUGGAGACAGAGGAGUGGUUCUUCAAGGGCAUCAGCCGAAAAGAUGCAGAGCGCCAGCUCCUGGCCCCUGGCAACGUGCUGGGCUCCUUCAUGAUCCGGGACAGCGAGACCACCAAAGGGAGCUACUCUUUGUCCGUGCGAGACUACGACCCACAGCACAGGGACACAGUGAAACAUUACAAGAUCCGCACGCUGGACAAUGGGGGUUUCUACAUCUCACCCCGGAGCACCUUCGGCAGCCUGCAGGAACUGGUGGCCCACUAUAAGAAGGGGAGCGACGGACUCUGCCAGAAGCUGACAGUGCCCUGCGUGUCCUCCAAGCCCCAGAAACCUUGGGAGAAAGACGCCUGGGAGAUCCCCCGGGAGUCCCUCAAGAUGGAGAAGAAACUUGGAGCUGGGCAGUUUGGGGAAGUCUGGAUGGCCACCUACAACAAGCACACCAAGGUGGCCGUGAAGACGAUGAAGCCCGGGAGCAUGUCCGUGGAGUCCUUCCUGGCAGAAGCCAACCUGAUGAAGACUCUGCAGCAUGACAAGCUGGUGAAGCUGCAUGCUGUGGUCACAGAGGAGCCCAUCUACAUCAUCACGGAGUUCAUGGCCAAAGGCAGCCUGCUGGACUUCCUGAAAAGUGAAGAAGGUAGCAGGCAGCCACUGCCCAAACUCAUCGACUUCUCAGCCCAGAUCGCAGAAGGCAUGGCCUUCAUCGAGCGGAGGAACUACAUCCACCGAGACCUUCGAGCUGCCAACAUCUUGGUGUCUGCGUCCCUGGUGUGCAAGAUCGCCGACUUCGGCUUAGCACGGGUCAUCGAGGACAACGAGUACACAGCACGGGAAGGGGCCAAGUUCCCCAUCAAGUGGACAGCUCCUGAAGCCAUCAACUUUGGCUCCUUCACCAUCAAGUCAGACGUCUGGUCCUUUGGUGUCCUGCUGAUGGAGAUCGUCACCUAUGGCCGGAUCCCUUACCCAGGGAUGUCAAACCCCGAGGUGAUCCGUGCACUGGAGCGUGGGUACCGGAUGCCUCGACCAGACAACUGCCCGGAAGAGCUCUACAACAUCAUGACUCGCUGCUGGAAGAACCGACCCGAGGAACGGCCCACCUUUGAAUACAUCCAGAGUGUGCUGGAUGACUUCUACACGGCCACUGAGAGCCAGUACCAACAGCAGCCGUGA
This is a messenger RNA of Rangifer tarandus platyrhynchus (Svalbard reindeer), 3486 nucleotides long. The record is from the annotation of a GenBank genome assembly. Lineage: Eukaryota; Metazoa; Chordata; Mammalia; Artiodactyla; Cervidae.